AUGCUUAAACUUUUCGUAUUCGCUUGCUUCUUGGCUUUGGCCGCAGCAAAGCCCCUGCUCUCAGUGGCUUACACUGCACCAGUAGCCGCAGCGUACACCGCCCCCGUAGCCGCAGCCUACACGGCGCCCGUAGCAUACUCCGCAUAUAGCGCACCCAUUGCUGCCUACUCCGCAUACACGUAUGCUUCCCCCUACGCUGCCUACUAUCUGCGC
Molecule: messenger RNA, 213 nt
Organism: Brenthis ino (lesser marbled fritillary)
Lineage: Eukaryota; Metazoa; Arthropoda; Insecta; Lepidoptera; Nymphalidae
Source: the annotation of a GenBank genome assembly